CCCCGGCCACCUCUGUUGCUUUGUUUAAUAUCUCUCGCUUAUAAUGAAGUAGGUUGUGAUGGCACAGCCACAAUGGAUGGAGAGCAUUGAAUGUGUAACCCUGGAUGCUAUUUUUUUUGUACAGUAGAGCAGUCUCUCUCUCUCUCUCUUUUCCUACAUUUGUACAGUACGGUUGAAUUCAAUAUGUCAAAGCGCGUCAUAGCGCACACUUCACUUUUACAUAGCGCAUGUAGUUUUGUUGCAGUGAAAACACUAUUAAAGAAGGUGCCGACUUACUCAAAACUAUCUAUGUAUCAUGUAUAUUUUCUUGCGGAACUGCGUGGUGGAUGAAACUACAAGAACAAGAUGAUGGAAGCAGGCUGUCCGUCCUGAGUUCCAAUUUGGGCGUUCUGUCCUACUGACAAUCUCUUUCGCUACCUACUGGCGCUACCUAAACCAAUCAGCUGCAGAAGCACUGCGUCGUCCUUUCCGCGUUGCUCCUGGUUUUUCAUACAUUUGAGGACAGAGGACGUUGUCGUACACUCGCUUGACGACUGACCCUGCACGAGCGAGCGGGCAUACUCAGUGAGGCGCGACGAGCAGUGACACGGUCACGUCCGCCAGUCUCGGACCACCGCGCAUCGCCACUUGAUUGAUUGAUUGAUUGUAAGAACAAAAGGACGAUGAGUGCGAGUCAACAAAGUACCAAGCGUCUUGUUGUUGCAGAAGCUCACAAGGUGGAGAUUGUUGAGCUCGAGGUAAUGGACGCAGAUGAGGUCGAAGAAUACGAGGAGGUAGAGGAGGGUGAAGUGGAAGAAGAAGGCGGUAAUUCAGGAAGUGAGGACGCAGAAGGGGAUCCAUCCGACGUACGCGGGAAUUUGGCCAUUCAGUAUGAUAUGUUGCGUUCCCGAGGAGAGCCCGUCGAGGACCUUCGGCGCCGGAUAGAGAGGGAAUUUGAAGACGAGGAGUACUUCGAAGCGGUAAACCGGAACCUGAUUCGGAUGGGUCGAGGGCUGCCCUCACCCCUACCGAACUACUUCACGAGUUUGGAAAGCUUCGCUAAUGAUAUGAGGUAUCGCUGUGUGCGCCUACUUCCGCCAGUGAUCAUAGAGAGAGCCUGUUUAGCCUGGAAGGGUUUUAGCUACAAGGGUGUGCCCGCGUGGAAAAUGGAGUUCUGCUGCAAUGUCGUGAACCAAAUUAACGCAAGUAAUGAACUGCUGGAUAAUCAAAUGGGAUUGAAGACCCUGUACGAGAAACCGGAGUCGCUGAAGAACGGCAACCUGCACCACGUGGAGAAUUUCCUGUCUCCCUCGGUGAGUUGGAUGUUGGAUUCCAAGCAGUGUCUGAGUGUGCUGGAAAGCGGAGCGCUGAAGGAGUCUUUCACGUUCCCAACGCGGCCUACGGCAGACGUUCUUGCGCAAAAAGCGAAAAGUGUGCCGGACUCGGCCGUGGACAAGCUGUUGACCGGAGUGUUUAACUGGACGCACCUCACGGGCAGCCUCACUUCCAUCGCCACGGUGUGGCGCGAGCUUCUCCACGACAACAUGCUGAAUGCGUGGAAGUAUCGAGCGGAGGCAGACCCGCGUUUUGCGAAGGUGGUGGAACAAGUGAAAACGCGGGUGGACACUGCGAACAAGAUUCAGUUUGAAGGUUCAAGAAAGUACAUGGAGAACCUGCGUCGCGCACUGCAAGACGCGAUAUACAGGACGAAAGACAUGGUAGAGUUGACAAAAAAGCUGACGAGCCUUCUGAUACUCUCUGGGGCUGAGUGGAGACAACUGGUCCAGCAGUUGGACGAUGCUUUUCAAGAGCAUUUGAGGUAUCCAACGCCAAAGGUGCCCGAAGUGGAUCCCAAGACGGACAAACUCGAGCUCAAAUUCAUUGGAAAGAACAUCAAGCCGGGUGCCCCCUUUGAGUCGGACGAGCAAAGGGAGCACGUGACGCUGGGCCUUCGGUCUUUCUUGGCUUUUGGCCUGCAAGUAGUGUCCGAGGGUCGCUACCUCUUUCGCCUGCGCAAAGAAGGCCCCCCUUCCCUCUGGGACAUCAGGCUCCAGGCGCCGGUCGACGAAAAAUUGCCUGCACCUUCGCUGGCAUCUGGUGAAUUCACCGACCCGUCCGGGCUUCGCUGGGGCAUCGGUGGCCCCAACUUCAUUGUGGAAGAGAUGCUGCCGCAUGCGAAAGAAUGCUUCGCGAUGAUUGAGUGCUGCUUCGACGAUUUUACGGAGAUGUUGCUGCAUUCUUUCGUCUCGUACGCAAACAACUUGAGCGGAGUUGCGAGAGAAGACGGAAUCGCAAGGGCAGACGUAACAGUUCUCUUAACAUACCUCCCAGCCAUGUAUGCGGGGGACGUGGAGGAAUUCAGCAAGCUCAAUGACCAUUUUCCUGCUAGGCGCAGCCAGCAUCGGUCAAUGCACGCGAUGAUACAGGCAUCCUUAGGGCCUGGGGGGCUGGACUCACCUGACUUCAUGAGCAAGAAUAACUUCUCACCCGCACAACUUGCGGAAAGACGGAGAGGAAAUUAUGACGACGAUAAGAACCGGGAGUUGCUCUCAUCUCUUGACGUCUCUUCAAAGAAAAAGGAAGCCGCCGCAAAAGACUUCAAGAUGGCCUCUGGAAUCCAGGAAUGCGAUGCAAACCAGACCCUAGAUGGGGAUGCGUGUAUUGAGAGCUUCGUAGAAAAACAGACGAGGCCCCGCCCCGCCGACCUGGAGCAAGGAUGUUCCGGUUGUUCCACCUGUGCGAUCAUGUAGUGGGAAAGUAAAAGAUGCAUGAUACCGAGAGGACUGACUAUCAUGAAGGUGCGACGUGGUGGCAGAUGAAGAUGAUCUGACCUUUGCGCGCUGAAUCAACUUCUAACUACAAUUUCGUUUGGGGAGAUGUCUU
Messenger RNA from Amoebophrya sp. A25, 2862 nucleotides. Lineage: Eukaryota; Dinophyceae; Syndiniales; Amoebophryaceae. The record is from the annotation of a GenBank genome assembly.